This is a messenger RNA of Macrosteles quadrilineatus (aster leafhopper), 1717 nucleotides long. Its product is annotated as 2-methoxy-6-polyprenyl-1,4-benzoquinol methylase, mitochondrial-like. Bases 247 to 1152 code for a protein of 301 amino acids. The record is from RefSeq and is a predicted model, not a curated record. NCBI's taxonomy places the organism in Eukaryota, Metazoa, Arthropoda, Insecta, Hemiptera, Cicadellidae. The transcript has a single exon. Gene Ontology annotation, molecular function: methyltransferase activity. Gene Ontology annotation, biological process: ubiquinone biosynthetic process.
UAAGCAGAAGCGUCAUAACCUCAGUACUGUCUACUCAUUUUAAUCUAUGGUAGUGGUAGUAAUACCGUAAUACGUAAUUCAUUUCGUUUGUAUUGUAAUUGUAAGUUCCUCCUAGGUAGGCUAUAAUAACUUAGCUAGCACUGUCUAUCGCUAUUCUAAUAUAACUUCAAAUAUUUAUGUCUAACAUAGGAUUUAUCUGUUUCUGUUAGUGUUCAUAAAUCUGGUUAUACUUAGCAAGAAAACAAUAUGUCCUUAUCUACCGUAACAUCCAAGUUCCAUAUCAACUUGGUAAGUAGAUCGUAUAACUGUUUCAUGAAUUUUUAUUUCAAAUAUUGUACUUCGGAAUCAUCAAAAUUUCACAAGGAUGAGAGCAAAAAUGAGACUCAUUUUGGAUUUCAAACAGUACCGGAGAGUGAGAAAGUGAAAAAAGUAUAUGAAGUAUUUGAAAAUGUUGCAGACAAAUAUGAUCUAAUGAAUGAUGUUAUGAGUUUUUGUACCCACCGAAUAUGGAAGGACAUUUUCAUUCAACGAUUGGGACCAACACCUGGAACACAUUUACUAGAUGUUGCUGGGGGCACUGGUGACAUUGCUUUCAGGUAUUUAAAAUAUUUAAGGAAUAUUCCUAAGUCGAACAAAACCUCUAUAUCAUACGAAAAAAGUUCAGUUACCAUCUGUGAUAUUAAUAAAGCAAUGCUGAAUGUAGGCAAAGAAAGAGGAGAUAAAUUAGGUUUCAGAGAUCCAGAAAUAAAAUGGAUAGAGGGAGAUGCAGAGAAUCUUCCUGUUGACAACAAUGUUUUCACUGCAUAUACAAUAGCUUUUGGUAUCAGAAACUGCACUCAUGUAGACAAAGUAUUAGAUGAAGCCUAUCGAGUUCUUAAACCUGGGGGACGGUUUAUGUGCUUAGAGUUUAGUCAUGUCAACAAUGAAGCUCUCCAGUGGUUGUAUGAUCAGUAUUCUUUCCAAAUCAUACCAGUUUUGGGGCAGAUAGUUGCUGGGGACUGGAAGUCAUAUCAGUACUUGGUUGAGAGCAUCAGAAAAUUUCCUAAUCAAGAAGAGUUUAAAGAAAUGAUCCAGGCGUCUGGAUUUAGCUCUGUGUCGUAUGAAAAUUUGACUGGUGGUGUUGUAUCUAUCCACUCUGGCUUUAAGUUGUAAACAGUCAUGAUUGUUGACUAAGAUUACCAAACCACUGUUGACUGUACAGUCAAACACACCUAAGAAGGCACUUCGCAGAGGGGUGAAAACGUUGUACCGUACUAUCCUCGAAUUAAACUUUAGGCCUUAUACUCGACCACUCACCUGGUACGGUACUAAUGGACUUAGUGGUGUCUUGCAAGAAACCUAUUCAAUAACAUCUAGGUAGUUCAUUGCUAAUAUUACACAUUGUGUUUAGUAGCCUACUAUUUUCCUUGACUUUUCUAAAUUUUUAAAUAUAUAUUUACAUAAAAUACAAGCAUUGUUAAAAAUAGAAUUGUUUGCGUGCAACAGCUACUAACUGUCAGGGGUGUGAUAAGGGCUGGUAGCUGGCAAUUCGGUGGCAAAACCAAUACUUUUGGGACGGCAUUAUUUCCCCCCAUAACUGACCCCUUACUCUAUCCUCUAUCCUUUCCUAUAGCACCGGGCACAGGUGCCUUCUUAGGUGUGUUUGCCUGUACAGUACCUAACUUAUGUUGAUGUAGCCUAAAUAAUUUUUUUGAAUAAUAAUUCAGAUGACAAUGUU